Messenger RNA from Vigna unguiculata (cowpea), 1502 nucleotides. Its product is annotated as RNA-binding (RRM/RBD/RNP motifs) family protein. Gene Ontology annotation, molecular function: demethylase activity; oxidoreductase activity; RNA binding. Gene Ontology annotation, biological process: demethylation. Lineage: Eukaryota; Viridiplantae; Streptophyta; Magnoliopsida; Fabales; Fabaceae. The record is from RefSeq and is a predicted model, not a curated record.
AACAGAUUCAAAUCCUUUGAAUUGGCGUAGGUUGAAUGAGCUUGAUUGCGCAGCACACACAACAAGUACGCUUGGAUUCGGCAAAAUUGAAACUUGAUUCUUACCCUCAUCACUGGAACUUCUUUGUGGGUAUUGAUAUGGGUUUGCCAAGGUUUGGGCGUCCCAAGAAUGAUGGUGAGUUGAGUUCGAACCUUUACGUGGCCAAUUGUGGGCCCGCAGUGGGGAUUUCCGAUGAUAACAUUGCAUCUGUGUUCUGCAAAUUUGGAGAGCUUAAGGGAGUUUAUGCAGCAGAUGAGAGUGGGACACGUGUCAUUGUGGCGUAUGCUGAAGAGGGUUCUGCACAAGCUGCCUUGAAGGCAUUACAUGGACGCCCAUGUCCUGAACUUGGAGGUCGAUCCAUGCAUAUCCGUUAUUCUGUGCUUCAGCCAACAACACAGGAUCAAGCUAGUGACUUGGUUCCUGUAUCUAUCUCUGCAUCAGAAGUGAGCAUUCCAGGCCUUUACCUAAUUCAAGACUUCAUUAGUGCUAAAGAAGAAGAGGAACUGCUUCAGGCUGUUGACUGCAGGCAUUGGAACAGUCUUGCAAAAAGAAGGGUUCAACACUACGGUUAUGAGUUUCGUUAUGAUACUAGGAACGUUAAUACAAGGCAUUGCUUAGGUGAACUUCCGUCAUUUGUUUCUCCAAUACUAGAAAGAAUUUCAUCAUGUCCAAGUUUCAAGAAUGUUAAAAAUAUAGUUUUGGACCAACUUACGGUAAAUGAGUACCCACCUGGAGUGGGUCUGUCCCCUCAUAUAGACACUCACUCUGCAUUUGAAGAUUUAAUUUUCAGCCUUUCAUUAUCAGGGCCCUGUAUAAUGGAGUUCAGACGGUAUGAAAAUGGUGAUCGGCUUCCUAAAGUUGCCUCAAGUUCUAUUGCAAAAGCAGAAAAUACAGAAGAUCAAUCAAAUUUUAUAAGGAGAGCUAUCUAUCUUCCUCCUCGGUCUUUGCUACUGUUGUCUGGAGAAGCACGUUAUGCAUGGCAUCAUUACAUUCCACAUCACAAGAUAGAUAAAGUUAAUGGCAAUAUCAUUAGAAGAGCUUCAAGAAGGGUAUCUUUUACAUUUCGUAAGGUUAGAGCAGGUUUGUGCAAAUGUGAAUUUCCUCAGUAUUGCGAUUCUCAAAGAUAAGGUUUCACUAGUAUUGAGAGUUGGACCGGUAUAACCUGAGGUGUGUUCUGCAUCUGUUUGUGCUGUUUCUUGAUAUUAUAAUACUCACACACAUGCAAGAUGUUUCUUUGAUUAUGAAUAUUUAAAUAGAUUGUUGUGGGAUUUAGGAUGGUUUUUCCAUUAUAGGUCACCAGUUCUUCACCACCAUAGCUUCAUUCAGUUAUAUUCAUUGUCACUACCAGCCCUAACCCCAACAUUUCUAUUUCUACAACAUUGUCAUUGGAUUUUUUUUCUUAUCUGAUUCGUUUGAUGAAAUGUAUAAUGCUUAUAACUACUAACUUGGGCAUGUUUUUUUUU